AUGUACUGGUCGGUGUGGGCGGGCCUGGACGGCGGCGGCGCGGCGCGCAUCGAGGCGGCCGCCAUGGACGCGUCGCGGCGCCGCGCGCUGCUCGCCGACGACCUCACGUGGCCCAACGGGCUCGUCAUCGACCUGCAGACGCACUACCUGUAUUGGUGUGAUGUUUAUUUGAACAAAAUUGAGCGUAUCCUCGUAACGUCGUCCGGAGACGUGGCGCCGGGGGCUAAGCGCGAAUUGCUGCUUAAAAAUACUCCUGAGACUCCUCUGUCUAAGCCAUACGGCUUGGCGGUAUAUGAAGACUGGGUGGUGUGGAGCGAGCACGGGUCGGGGCUGGUGCGGCGCCUGCUCGCCAACGGCUCGGUGGACACGCUGCGCGCGUUCUCGGCGCCGCUCUACGACAUCCGCCUCGUGUCCGCCGCCGCGCGCUCCGGAAAGAACGCAUGCUCGCACAACAACGGCGGGUGCCCGGAGCUGUGCCUGCCCACGGCGCCGGACGAGCGGCGCUGCGCGGGGGCGGGCGGGGCGGCGGCGGGCGGGGCGGAGGCCGCGCCCUGCCCCGCCAAGCACUUCCACUGCGGGCAGGGACGGUGCAUAGACUCGUCGUUCGUCUGUGACGGCGACGCGGACUGCCCCGACGGCUCCGACGAGGACACCUCCCCCACUGGACCUUGCGCUAAUGUGACUUGUAACGAGGAUCAAUUUAUGCAAUGUGACUCGAGUCGCUGUAUCCCGAAGAGCUGGAUCUGUGACGGGUUGAAAGACUGCUCGGACGGCGCGGACGAGACGGCGCGCGCGUGUUCGCAGGCGGCGUGCGCGCCGGGGCUGUUCACGUGCGCGCGCUCGCGGCGCUGCCUGCCCGCCGCCUGGCGCUGCGACGGCGCGCCCGACUGCGGCGCGCGCGACCGCUCCGACGAGCAGGGCUGCGCCGCCGCGCCCUGCGCCGCGCCCGCCUUCCGCUGCGCCGCCGGCGCCUGCCUGCCCUGGGAGUACGUGUGCGACGGCCACGCCGACUGCGCCGGCGCCGACGACGAGCGCGCCUGCGCCGCCACGCCCGAGCCCGCGCCCGACGCCGCGCCGCGCCGCCGCCGACCGCAUCACAACGAAACAGAUAAACAUGGACUCUGCGAAGAUCACGAGUUUCAAUGUAAUAAUAGAGAGUGUAUACGAAUGGAAUUCCGCUGCGACCUGCGAGUGGACUGCCUGGACGGCUCGGACGAGGCGGGCUGCCCCGCCGCCCCCGCGCCCCCCGCCGCCGCCGCCACCGCCGCCGCGCCCGCGGGCGAGUGCGCGGCGCCGGCGGUGCGCUGCGACAACGACACGCGCUGCGUGCCGCUGCAGCAGCUGUGCGACGGCGCGCAGGACUGCGCGGACGGCGCCGACGAGGCCGACAGAUGUGGUAGUGUAUUCGUGCCCUUUAUGUUGGACAAUAAU
Molecule: messenger RNA, 1431 nt
Organism: Brenthis ino (lesser marbled fritillary)
Lineage: Eukaryota; Metazoa; Arthropoda; Insecta; Lepidoptera; Nymphalidae
Source: the annotation of a GenBank genome assembly